AUGGUGGGAGUGAAAGGAAGCACAAACGGAUGCACAAAGGUUCCUCCAGAAGUUCAACACACAAUGAGAAAAUCACUGAAAGAAAAUGAGGAAAAAGCAAAACAGAAGCGAGGAGUGAAUAUGCAACUUCACGAUGUUGAUGAUGGUGAAGUUAAUUCUAGGUUCUAUCAGCCUAUGAUCAGCAAAAUUGCAAGCAUGGGUCAUGGUUAUGUAGGGCCUUCUUAUCAUGCUUUAAGGGUUGGUUUACUACGUGAUGCAAAGCUGCAAGUUUCUUUGAUUAUCGACUCUUUAAGGAGUACAUGGGCUGAUAGUGGUUGUACUUUGAUGGGAGAUGGAUGGAAAGAUACUAGGCAAAGGCCAUUGAUUAAUUUUUUGGUCUACUGUCCUAAGGGGAUAACUUUCAUCAAGUCUGUUGAUGCUUCAGGAAUAUGUACAAAUGAAGAGAAUUUGUGCAACCUAUUUGCGGAGAUUGUGGACAUGAUUGGACCCCAAAAUGUGGUCCAUAUGGUGACAGAUAGCGCACCUAACUACAAAGCUGCUGGUGGUAGGCUUGUAGAAAGAUAUCCUACCAUAUACUGGUCACCGUGUGCUGCUCACUGCAUUAACUUGAUAUUAGAAGAUGUGGGAAAGCUGCCUCAUGUGCAUAAUUUAACCAGCAAUGCAUCAAAGAUCACUGUGUUUGUGUAUAACCAUAAGCAUAUUUUGAACUGGUUGAGAAACAGGCCGGAUUGGAGAGAGAUAAUUCGCCCUGGGGAAACUCGGUUUGCUACAAGUUUCAUAGCUUUACAAAGUUUACAUGCCCAUAAAGAUAUUUUGCAGAGUAUGGUUGUUGAUGAGGAGUUCAGAAAAAUCUCAAGAUCUGAGAAAGCAAAACUUGUGAAACAGCUUAUCUUUAAUGAAGACUUUUGGAAGGAGUGCUUUAUGAUUGUGCAGAUUAUGACUCCGUUGAUCCGUUUGUUGCGUAUUUGUGAUGCUGAUGAGAAACCAUCGUUGCCUUAUGUAUAUGAAGGGAUGUAUAGGGCACGGCUAGGCAUCAAAAAUAUAUUCAAGAAAGAAAAGCCUCUUUAUAGGUCUUAUACGAGGAUCAUUGACAAUAGGUGGGAUAGGAUGUUGCGUAGUGAUAUCUAUGCUGCAGCUUAUUUUUUGAAUCCAGCCUUCUUGUAUGACCAAAAGAACUUCUGCGAUAAAGCCGAGAUUACAAGAGGAGUGCUAAAUCUGAUUGAGAAGCAGAAGGGCAGUCUAAGUGAAACAAAGUUGGUAUCAACCUUUCGUUGCUAUAGAGAUCGAGAAAUGGCACUUACUUGUAGCAAAACGACUCGACCCGAUGAAUGGUGGAAACUAUUUGGUUGUGAUAUUCCUGAUUUGCAAAAGCUUGCAAUCCGAAUCCUUAGUCAAACAGCUUCUUCAUCGGGAUGCUCGUAUGAGACAAAAAGAUCAAAUGAUCCCGUUGAUUAUGAGUCAAUUGAUAAAACUGAGUUUUGGAUUGUGGAAGAAGAAGGAGGAGAACUUGAUUUUUCUGAAUUAGAAGAUAAACUUCUUUGA
Messenger RNA from Brassica oleracea var. oleracea, 1542 nucleotides. RefSeq lists its product as uncharacterized. The record is from RefSeq and is a predicted model, not a curated record. NCBI's taxonomy places the organism in Eukaryota, Viridiplantae, Streptophyta, Magnoliopsida, Brassicales, Brassicaceae. The transcript has 5 exons. The coding region runs from base 1 to 1542 and encodes 513 amino acids.